Messenger RNA from Rhizophagus irregularis DAOM 181602=DAOM 197198, 411 nucleotides. RefSeq lists its product as uncharacterized. NCBI's taxonomy places the organism in Eukaryota, Fungi, Glomeromycota, Glomeromycetes, Glomerales, Glomeraceae. The record is from RefSeq and is a predicted model, not a curated record.
AUGCCGAAAUCAGCGAAUGGUUAUAUAAUCUUUUAUUCUUUUUAUAAAAAGAUACUAGAUGAAGAAUUCCCAAAAUUAUCGCCUAAAGAGAAAGCCGUUAAAGCAGGAGAGAUCUGGAAUUCUUCAUCGAAUGAUUUUAAAAACUCUUUCAUUCUAUACGCCGACAAUCAAAGAAUUAUUAAAUCUAUCGCUUCACAAACGCAACAACCGGUAAUUCUUCCUCAAUAUAACUCGAUGGAUGAAUUAAAAAUAAUUUUUGAUGAUAACUGCCGUAAUAACAGGAAAAUCGCUAAUAACAAUCAUUUGAAUAAAAAUCAUGAAAAUAUUUCGCCUGCAUCACAUAAAAAUGAAGAUAAUAGAAUAGCUGAUGAAAUGUUUAAAUUAUACAUUAAUGAAGACGCAUUUCAGUAA